AUGGAUACCCCCGCAUCGGAGAAAACGCAUGUCGACUUCAUGCCGGCUGAUCCGCCAUCCGCGUCUACAUCUUAUGCAAGUUCGGCCGUCGACACGCCUCUUGAAGACGAUGACUACCCCGACGGCGGCCUGCGUGCAUGGCUCGUCGUCUUCGGAUGUGUGUUGUUCUCCGCAAACACACUAGGCUGGGCGUAUGCAUGGGGCGUUGUACAGACAUAUUACCAGGAACACAUUUUCCCCGACACAUCCGAUACGAUUCUGUCCACGCUGGGUAGUGUGUCGGGCAUGGUCAUGACGCUGGCUAGUUUCGUCACCGGCAAGAUUGGAGAUCGUUUCGGAUUCAAGCCCCUUCUCGCGCUGGGAGCUAUAUUCUGGCUAGCAGGCAUGCUUGGCUCAGCAUUUUGCACCGAACUGUGGCAGUUUUUCAUAACGCAAGGCCUACUCCAAGGAAUUGCGAAUGCCCUGAUAUUCCCGCUUGUCGUGUCACUACCGGCACAGUGGUUCCUCAAGUACAGAGCCUUCGCAAUCGGAGUGGUGGUUGCUGGAUGCUCCUUCGGCGGUGCUAUGGCGACUCUCAUCAUGUACAAGAUGUUCGCCGCGCUCGGCCUGAAGAAGACUUUUGCGAUCUACGCCGCUAUGAACGCCGCAUGCUUUAUUGUAGCGCUCAUCCUCAUCGAGGAGAGAAGGCCAGCCUCGAAGCGUCAGAAGAUCGUAUGGAUCGAUAUCACGUUCUUCAAAGACCCUGUAUUCUGGAGCCUUGGUCUCUGCAUUCUCUUCACGGUGUUUGGUUACUUGACACCCAUCUUCCUCCUUCCCACCUAUGUCAUAGAUGUGAUGCCGGGAACAAGCGACUUUUUCUCCGUGCUGCCUCUCAUGCUCCUCAACUUCGGCGCCGCCGCAGGCCGGACAUCCGUGGGGUUCAUCGCCGACCGCAUCGGGCCCGUCAACGCCAUGCUCAUCUCCGUCGGCAUCUCCGGGCUCGCGCAGCUCCUGAUCUGGAACUUCGUCAGGAGCUACUCCGGCAUUAUAGCGUUCGGGAUCAUAUACGGCUUCUUCUGCGGCUGCUUCAUAUCCCUGACGCCCGCCGUGUGCGCGCAGCUGUACGGCUCGGAUCGGCUGGCAGGCCUGUCUGGCAUAACGCUCUUCUUCAAUCUGCCCGGAAACGCCGCCGGGGCGCCCUUGGGCGGCGCGAUCCUGAGCGGCACGGGUGGCAACUGGCACGCGGUUGCCUGCUAUUCCGGUGGUAUGCAGGUGCUCGGUGUGCUCCUGAUGCUCUAUGCUCGCUUCAAGAAAGAGCGCAAACUGUUCGCGGUAUACUGAUCCUCAUUUACAGCAUGACAUAAGACAGGGCUCACGCACAACAUCCAGCGUGACACCUGUGACCGGGCUCGGAGUAGCCAUACGAGGCAGGUAUCGCACUCAACAGGCAGCUGAGCGGCUAUUGCUCUUACACUCGUAAACCUAUAGGAACUUGUGUUUACGAUGGCUGCAAAUCUGCUCGCACAGUUUUGUCCGCAUUACAAUUCCGCAGAUACUGUGCGAAAGAACUUUUUAAAACGGCUGAUCGAAGCUCCAUUAGCUUAGCGCGCCAAUGU
Molecule: messenger RNA, 1595 nt
Organism: Fomitopsis serialis
Lineage: Eukaryota; Fungi; Basidiomycota; Agaricomycetes; Polyporales; Fomitopsidaceae
Product: major facilitator superfamily domain-containing protein
Exons: 14
Coding region: 1-1320 (439 amino acids)
Biological process (GO): transmembrane transport
Cellular component (GO): fungal-type vacuole membrane
Molecular function (GO): transmembrane transporter activity
Source: RefSeq, a predicted model, not a curated record